Messenger RNA from Pseudophryne corroboree (corroboree frog), 1135 nucleotides. RefSeq lists its product as uncharacterized. The transcript has 3 exons. Bases 1 to 1098 code for a protein of 365 amino acids. The record is from RefSeq and is a predicted model, not a curated record. NCBI's taxonomy places the organism in Eukaryota, Metazoa, Chordata, Amphibia, Anura, Myobatrachidae.
AUGUUUCAAAAUGUUGAACAUUUUGUGACUGUGCAGCUGAUUUUUCACACCAAAUGUGGGCGAGCACAACGGCAAGGUGCUGGUGCUGGUAGUCCACACCAGCAACAUUCCCCAUCCCCUUCCCGAUCACCCUCCCCCUCUCCUGCCCAAUCCCCCUCUCCUGCCCAAUUCCCCUCUCCUGCCACCUCCCCCUCUCCAGCCACCUCCCCCUCUCCUGCCCAAUCCCCCUCUCCUGCCCAAUCCCCCUCUCCUGCCACCUCACCCUCUCCAGCCCAAUAUCCCUCUCCUGCCCAAUCCCCCUCUCCUGCCACCUCCCCCUCUCCUGCCACCUCACCCUCUCCUGCCCAAUCCCCCUCUCCUGCCCAAUCCCCCUCUCCUGCCACCUCACCCUCUCCAGCCACCUCCCCCUCUCCUGCCCAAUCCCCCUCUCCUGCCCAAUCCCCCUCUCCUGCCACCUCACCCUCUCCUGCCCUAUCCCCCUCUCCUGCCCAACCCCCCUCUCCUGCCACCUCCCCCUCUCCAGCCCAAGCCCACUCUCUUUCCCAAUCUCCCUCUCCAGCCCACACCACCUCUCCAGCCCAAACCCACACUUUUUCCAAAUUCCCCUCUCUGCCCCCCUCACCCUCUGUGUCCGUAAAAAUAACACCACCACCCUCAUCCUAUCAUUCCUUAACCCACUCUGCAAGUCCCUCCCCCUUACAUCCAGUCACACAAUGGGACCCUCCUUCCCCCAUCCUGCCUCCUUCCACCAUCCAGCCUCCAUCCCCCAUCCAGCCAACCUCACCCCUCCAGCCUCCAUCCCCCAGCCAGCACCUAACCCCCAUCCAGCCUCCAUCCCCCAGCCAGCCAACAUCACCCCUCCAGCCUACAUCCCCCAGCCAGCACCUAGCACCCAUCCAGCCUCCAUCCCCCAGCCAGCAAACAACGCCUUCAGAAUGGGCAGCAGAGGCCCCAGAGCCACUCGAGGGAGGUUGUGAAGUGUCAGAGGAUAAUGGUGCCAUUGGAGAUCCCACAAGGCUGGCAGGCAUCGUUGCCAAUUUGAAAUUCAAAUUGGAGGCCAUGUUGGCGGAAGUAAAUGAUUUGGCCAAUUUACUUUAAGUUUAAAAAAAAAAAAAAAACGUUUAAAAAAAUGUAA